CAUAACUUGAUUGGAGCGAAGCAUGAGGACUUGCUUAAUGUUGCUGCUUUCUUUGCUACUAGUCUCUCUCCUUCUCUCCCUCUCUCUCGGAGAGAAAGAAACACCCUACGAGGUGUUGGGUGUCUCAAUAACUGCUGAUAAACUACAAAUAAAGAAAGCUUAUUCUAAACUUGCCAGAAAAUGGCAUCCAGAUAAAAAUAGGAGCCCUGAAGCUUCCGAUAAAAUGGCAAGAAUCAACUGGGCCUACAAGAUAUUGCAUAAUGAUGACAAAAGACGUCGGUACGAUAUCUUAGGGGAGGAGUCUGAUGAUGCCCCGCCCUCCAAUAAACCAGACACUCGUAAUUACUUGACUCCGACAGACAGUGUCAGCAGUAUGCAGUUUAUGAAUCACCUCAAAUCAUAUUCGAAGAAACGUCCUUAUCUCAUUUAUUAUUAUCACGACUUUUGCCCCGCCUGUUUGUCGUGGACGGAAAAAUGGGAGGAGCUUCGUACGGAUUUUUUAAGGCUUGGUCUUGGUACCGCUAGCAUUCAAGUUAUCAUUAGUACUCAAGCAACUCAGUUCUCGAGGGUGCAGCUGAAUAAAGUACCCGCUCUUGGCCUGUUAGUGGACGAAGAGGUUCACCUUUAUACUGGGGCAGGUAUCAACAUGGAGGACGUGAAGGAAUUUGUGAAUCCACUGGUUAGGGUGAAAGUUAAUGAGGUUGUGUCUUCUGAUUUUCUUUACGGUGGUAAUGUCUCUCGUAUCACUAACAAUAAACCAGUUGUCUUGCUGGCCUCAGUUCACCCUAGUCCCUCACUCAGUUAUAAACUCAUUGCACUUAAGCUUCAGUCUUUCUGCGAUUUCUAUUUCCUUUCGUCAUCUCGGUCUUCACAAGAACUCUUGGACGAUUUGAGGAUCGAGAGAGACGGGAGAGCACUAUUCAUUUAUAAAGAUAUAUCAGAGCAGCCUCACUUUAUACUCAAUUCAAUAGAUUCAAAAGGAGCAGUUACAGCUGCUAUUGAUGAGAACAAGUUGCUAUUGUUACCAAGGGUCUCUUCUCCUCUCUUCUUUGAUACAAUAUGUCCUUUUGGACCUCAUGCAAGAUUGUGUCUAUUAUUAGUAGCAAAUGGAGUGUCCCAAUACACUGAUCCUCUUACUAACUCCUUCAGACAGCUGGCAUACGAAUGGAAGGAUAAGGAUGUUAGUAUGGGGUACUUUGAUAUCAACAGGCAAACCAGUUUGUCAAACAAAUUUUCUUCGUCAGUCGAGUCUUCUUUAAAGAAAUGUAACAAUGGAUACUCAUCCAGAACUAUUCUAGUCCUCCACAGGGAGAAAGCUGACAAGGCUCACUAUAAACUAUUUCAUAAUUACUGUGGAGAGGACAAUAAGGAACUGGAGGAGAUUUUAUCACUUGGGGACAGGACCUUGAACAAGCUAAUGGUCCUAGACCCAGUGGAAGACGAGAGUAUCACCUUUUGGAGUCAAUUAAUUGACGCAUUACCAAGAGUGUGGGAGAAGACUAUGGCGAUAUUCCUCCUCCCAUUUCCCCUCUUCAUUCUCUCCUGCUAUCUUUAUUACUUUAAUGACACUAGGCCUCAAGGAGGAAAUCAGCAGCUGCAACAAAACUACGGACAAAGAACUCAAGAAUCACAUCACUCACAACAGCAAAGAGAUCAGCAGCAAAGAGAUGAACAGCAAGGAGAUGAACAGCAAGGAGAUCAGCAGCAAGGGGAUCAGCAGCAAAGAGAUCAGCAGCAAAGAGAUGAACAGCAAGGAGAUGAACAGCAAGGAGAUCAGCAGCAAGGGGAUCAGCAGCAAAGAGAUCAGCAGCAAAGAGAUGAACAGCAAAGAGAUGAACAACAAGGAGAUCAGCAGCAAGGAGGCCAGUUGCAAAAAGUUGGCCAGCUGGAAAGACAUCAAAUUGAAGGAGGCCAGCAAGAAGGAAACCAGUUUCCUGAACAAAGUAAAGAGAAGAAGCAAGAAGAGAUUCUUGCACAAGAUGAUGAUGAUAAUGAUGAUGGCAAAAAGCCAAAAGGAAAUGACAAAGAGUUGACAAAUGAGAAAAAGGUUGAACCAACAGUAGAUAAUGGACCAGGAAAAGAUAGUUCUACUAAUAGUAAAAGUGUUCGAAAGCGUCACUAACAUAACAUGUAGAUAAAGAGAGAGAGGGAGAGAGAAAAGAUGAAAAUAUAAUUUUUGUUCAUUACAUUUAUAAUCUUCAUCACCUAA
This is a messenger RNA of Amphimedon queenslandica, 2209 nucleotides long. Its product is annotated as dnaJ homolog subfamily C member 16-like. The transcript has 9 exons. Lineage: Eukaryota; Metazoa; Porifera; Demospongiae; Haplosclerida; Niphatidae. The record is from RefSeq and is a predicted model, not a curated record. The coding region runs from base 23 to 2122 and encodes 699 amino acids.